GAUAGUUUCUUUGUCCUUGUUUUCUCCUCCCAGACCUUAGCUGAACUUGACAGUGGUCCAGGGGAACCAGCCUGGCAUUCGGGACAAGCCCUGGACUUGGAGGAGUCUGUGUCACGACAGAGGUGGUGCAGUGUGGGGGGUAAAGGGUGCCUCUCCCUGGCUGCUGGCCUUGGGCAAGUGAGUCCCCCUCUCUGAGUCUCAGUUUCUUCAUCUGUCAAAUGGGAACAGGUAAUCACGUAUCCUGGAAGCACACAGGGAGGCAGUGAAGCUCGUGUUCCCUUUCUCCUCCGGCAGGGAGCUGUCCCUUUAACCCGGGAGGAGGGGCCAGGGCCACGGGAGGCUGGCAGAGCGGUGCUCAGGCAGGCUUGUGGGCAGUGGGCUGGGGCUGAGCUGCUCUGGGGACCUCUGGAAAAGAAGGCCAUGCAGGUGGAUGCUGGGAUGGAAGCCUCUCUGGCCAAGUGUGCUCGGGGGAAGCCCUUCCACAUAGUCACACCUCUGCUGGAGAGCUGGCCACUGUCCCAGAUGGCGGGCACACCUGUCCUCCUCAAGUAUGAGAAUGUGCAGCCCACAGGCUCCUUCAAGAUCCGUGGCAUCGGGCAUUUCUGCCAGGAGAUGGUCAAAAAAGGAUACAGACAUUUCGUGUGCCCCUCAGGGAGCAACGCGGGCAUUGCUACUGCUUAUGCGGCCAGGAACCUGGGCAUCCCAGCCACCAUUGUGCUCCCUGAGAGCACCUCUCUGCAGGUGGUGAGGAGGCUGCAGGGGGAGGGGGCUGAGGUUCAGCUGACUGGAAAGGUCUGGGAUGAGGCCAAUCUGAGAGCACAAGAGUUGGCCAAGAAUGACGGCUGGGUGAAUGUCCCCCCAUUUGACCACCCCCUGAUAUGGGAAGGCCACAGUAGCUUGGUGCACGAGCUGAAGGCAGAGCUGCGGACCCCACCAGGUGCCCUGGUGCUGGCAGUGGGGGGUGGAGGUCUCCUGGCUGGGGUGUCGGCCGGUCUGGCAGAGGUGGGCUGGCAGCAUGUGCCCAUUAUCGCCAUGGAGACUCAAGGGGCACACUGUUUCAACGCAGCCGUCAAGGCAGGCAGGCUGGUGACACUGCCGGAUAUCACCAGUGUGGCCAAGUGCCUAGGUGCCAAGACGGUGGCUGCGCGGGCCCUGGCGUGUACAAAGGAGUUUGAGAUCUUCUCUGAGGUGGUGGAGGAUGUUGAGGCUGUGAGUGCUGUGCAGCGGUUCCUGGAUGACCAGCGAAUGUUGGUGGAGCCUGCCUGUGGGGCAGCCUUAGCUGCCAUCUACUCAGGCCUCCUGGGGAGGCUCCAGGCUGAGGGCCGCCUCCACCCUUCCCUGGAUUCAGUCGUGGUCAUUGUGUGCGGAGGCAACAACAUUGACAGUGGAGAGCUGCAGGCUCUGAGAGCCCAGCUGGGCCAGGGCUGACGGCUCCUGGAUUGGGAGGGCUGGCUGGGUUCCAGCGAUUCCCCAAGAGGCUCCUGAACACUCCAGUAGCUGGCUGAGGGGCCUCUGUGCUCAUGGAUGACAGUGGAAACUGCCCUGUGCUGCUGUGCUGGCUGCCUCCUGCAGGAAGCCCUCCUGAACUGCUCCCCGUGGCUCUCCCACAACUCUGGCCAAUAAACCCUUUCUGAGGUGA
This is a messenger RNA of Phacochoerus africanus (Common warthog), 1639 nucleotides long. It is a transcript of the gene SDSL, whose product is annotated as serine dehydratase like. NCBI's taxonomy places the organism in Eukaryota, Metazoa, Chordata, Mammalia, Artiodactyla, Suidae. Gene Ontology annotation, biological process: L-serine catabolic process; L-threonine catabolic process. The record is from RefSeq and is a predicted model, not a curated record. The coding region runs from base 421 to 1428 and encodes 335 amino acids. The transcript is spliced from 8 exons. Gene Ontology annotation, molecular function: pyridoxal phosphate binding; threonine deaminase activity; L-serine ammonia-lyase activity.